Messenger RNA from Lepus europaeus (European hare), 1664 nucleotides. RefSeq names its product UDP-galactose-4-epimerase (gene GALE). The coding region runs from base 266 to 1312 and encodes 348 amino acids. The record is from RefSeq and is a predicted model, not a curated record. NCBI's taxonomy places the organism in Eukaryota, Metazoa, Chordata, Mammalia, Lagomorpha, Leporidae. Gene Ontology annotation, biological process: beta-D-galactose catabolic process via UDP-galactose, Leloir pathway. Gene Ontology annotation, cellular component: cytosol. The transcript has 11 exons. Gene Ontology annotation, molecular function: UDP-glucose 4-epimerase activity.
GCAAGCCUGGGGUCCGGAUGUCAGCCUGGCUGCCGCUGGCAGUGUGACCACGGGCGGAUUCCCUCACCUCUCGGACCCUGGUGUCUGCCCAAGGCCAGUGGCAACACCCGCCUCAUCCAGAUGUGUGUGAAAUUCAGGAAAGUAACGCAGAGCGUGGCUCGCAGCGGGCGCUCAGUUAGAGCCGGAUGCGCCCAGAGGUGCGCUCAAGGGGCCAGACCCCCCGCAGAAGGAGGCCCCCCGAGACUGUCCCUGCCGGGCCAGUGCGAUGGCUGAGGAGGUGCUGGUGACGGGAGGAGCCGGCUACAUCGGCAGCCACACGGUGCUAGAGCUGCUGGAGGCAGGCUACUCGCCCGUGGUCAUCGACAACUUCCACAAUGCCAUCCGCGGAGGGGGCGCCAUGCCCGAGAGCCUGCGGCGGGUCCAGGAGCUGACGGGCCGCAAGGUGGAGUUUGAGGAGAUGGACAUCUUGGACCAGGCGGCCCUACAGCGUCUCUUCCAGAAGCACAGCUUUGUGGCCGUCAUCCACUUUGCGGGGCUCAAGGCCGUGGGCGAGUCGGUGCAGAAGCCCCUGGAUUAUUACAGAGUCAAUCUGACUGGGACCAUCCAGCUUCUGGAGAUCAUGAGGACCCACGGGGUGAAGAACCUGGUGUUCAGCAGCUCAGCCACCGUGUAUGGGAACCCCCAGUACCUGCCUCUGGACGAGGCCCACCCCACGGGGGGCUGUACCAACCCCUACGGCAAGUCCAAGUUCUUCAUCGAGGAGAUGAUCCAGGACCUGUGCCGGGCAGACAAGGCCUGGAAUGCAGUGCUGCUGCGCUAUUUCAACCCCACGGGAGCCCACGCUUCUGGCUGCAUUGGCGAAGAUCCCCAGGGCGUCCCCAACAACCUCAUGCCCUACGUCUCCCAGGUGGCGAUCGGGCGUCGGGAGGCCCUGAAUGUCUUUGGCAAUGACUAUGACACAGAGGAUGGCACAGGCGUCCGGGAUUACAUCCACGUGGUGGAUCUGGCCAAGGGCCACAUCGCAGCCCUGAAGAAGCUGAAGGAGCAGUGUGGCUGCCGGAUCUACAACCUGGGCACAGGCACAGGCUACUCGGUGCUGCAGAUGGUCCAAGCCAUGGAAAAGGCCUCUGGGAAGAAGAUCCCGUACAAGGUGGUGGCCCGGCGGGAAGGCGAUGUGGCUGUCUGUUACGCCAACCCCAGCCUGGCCCACGAAGAGCUGGGCUGGACCGCAGCCUUGGGGCUGGACAGGAUGUGUGAAGAUCUAUGGCGCUGGCAGAAGCAGAAUCCUUCGGGCUUUGGCGCACAGGCCUGAGGACCCCCCACCUCUCCAUGGACCAGAUAAGAGAAGGAGAAGCAGCCGCCCUGCGCUCCAGCCUCUGGCGUCGGGCCAAGCCAAGGCCUCCCCUACCUCAAACCCCAGGUGGGCCGGCUCAGCCCACCAGGAAGGAGGCCGUGGGCUCCACUGACCAGGAGCCGGGCCUCUCUCCACUCUAUCUUCCACAGGGUCCAGCAACUCCCAGGACCAGCGAGAGCAGGGAGGGAGGCUCUGGGACCAAACGCCGCCUCCCCCCGGCACUAAUUUAUACUGCUACGAAGGAGCUCUCCGAAGUGUUGACAAUAAACGUUUCUCACACUGGGCAGCCGGCAGAUGGUCACUCUCCACG